Molecule: messenger RNA, 2535 nt
Organism: Plasmodium vinckei vinckei
Lineage: Eukaryota; Apicomplexa; Aconoidasida; Haemosporida; Plasmodiidae
Product: large subunit GTPase 1, putative
Exons: 2
Coding region: 1-2535 (844 amino acids)
Cellular component (GO): cytosol
Molecular function (GO): GTPase activity; GTP binding
Source: RefSeq, a predicted model, not a curated record
AUGGCGGGUAAUUCAAAAAAAGGUAAACCUAAGAAGCAAAAGGAUUGUAUGGGAAGAAGUUUAAUGCAUAAUAAAUUAAAACAAAAAGAAAAAUCAGAUCUUAUAUUAUAUUCUAAAAUUGGAUAUGAAAAUGAAGGAAAUAAAAAUGUAAGUAAACAAAUAUCAGUUUUAAAUAAAAGCUCGAUCGAUGAUUAUUUAGAUAACCAACUAGCCAUUAGUAAUGUCCAAGUUAGUAAAGUAUUUAUACAAAAAAAUGAAAUUAAAGAAAAAAAAAAUCCUAAACCUCAAAGUGAUAAAUAUCGAUGUAAUGCUCAAAAUAUUGUUCUGCCUAUACCUGGUAGACCAAUCUUUUUAAAUAAUGAUGAAAAACUAAAUAUAAAUUUGAAAAAAAAAGUUGAUAUAAAAAAAAGAAAAACAAAAAGAGAUAUUAAACAUAUUACAUUUUUAAUGAAAGGAAAACAUUUAAUGCCACUAAAUGGAAAAACUUCUCAUGUCGAACAUAAACCCAAACCACGUGUAGAUCCAGAGACACCCACCAAUUCCAACCAACCACAACCUGAUCAGCAACCUGCAGAAGAACCAGGUAAUGAUCCUGGUGAGGAGGAAGAGGUGGAUGUGAUAGAUAAUGAUGGUGAGGAGGAAGAGGUGGGCGAGGUAGAUAAUGAUGGUGAGGAGGACGAGGUAGAUAAUGUUGGUGAGGAGGACGAGACAGAGAAAGAUGGGGAAUACAAGCUAAAGUAUAUGAGGGAAUAUGAAAAGCUGCGUAAAAAAUAUGAAAAGGAAGUGGUAAAAAGUGAAUUAAAUAAAAAUAAAAUAGAACGAUAUGAAUUAGAGUAUUUUAUAGAUUGGAGAAGAUUGUUAAGUCAAGUAGAAGAAAUAGAAGGAUAUAUUGUAACACCAUAUGAAAAAAAUAUAGAAUAUUGGAAACAAUUAUGGAGAGUUAUAGAAAAAAGUCAUAUUUUAUUUUAUAUUAUAGAUGCAAGAAAUCCUUUAUUUUUUUAUUCUAAAGGAUUAGAGGUAUAUACAAAAAAAGUUGAUAAAAGAAAAGAAUUUAUUGUAAUUUUAAAUAAAUCCGAUUUUUUAACUUAUGAAGAAAGGAAAGUAUGGGCUAAAUAUUUUGAGGAAAGAAAAAUACAAUUUAUUUUUUUUUCGGCUUUAAGAGAGUUAUAUCAUCAAAAUCAAAUAGUUAUUAAAGAUUUGCCAUUUUUAAAUUGGCAUACAAAUAGUUCAAUUAAUAAUCAGCUCAAUUCAAAUGUAAAUAAUGAAAAAAAAAAUGAAAUGCUUUACGACAAAUCACCAAAGCGCUCAAAUAAAAAUUCGGACACUCCAAGGAGAAGCGAUGAAUCAGGCAAUGAAGUGAGUAACAAAAGAAGUAGUGAAAGAGGUAGAGAAGCAAGUAGUGAAAGAGGUAGAGAAAGAAGCAGUGAAAGAGGUAGAGAAAGAAGUAGUGAAAGAGGUAGAGAAAGAAGCAGUGGAAGAGGCAGAGAAAGAAGUAGUGAAAGAGGCAGAGAAAGAAGUAGUGAAAGAGAUAAAGAAACAAAUAGUGAGGCAGAUAGUGAAGUAAAGCGCGAGGACAACGAAAUGGAAGUAAAACAUGAUGAAAAGGAAAUGGAAGUAAAACAUGAUGAAAAGGAAAUGGAGGGAAAACAUGAUGAAAACGUAAAGGUAGUAAAUACCGGUUAUGGAAAUUUAAGUUAUGAAGAAAAAAAAAACACAAAUACAGAUAUAUUAAGUGUAAAUGAUUUAAUAAAUUUAAUUAAAAAAAUAAAAAAUAAAAUAAAAAAUGUAUAUGAAGAAAUAGAAAAAGAAACAUAUGAUACACCAAAGUUAGUGGUUGGUUUUAUUGGAUUUCCUAAUGUAGGAAAAAGUUCAGUAAUUAAUUCAAUCGUUGGAGAAAAAAAAGUAGGUGUUAGUAGGCAACCAGGAAAAACUAAACAUUUUCAAACAAUAUCAUUAAAUCAUUAUAAUUUUAUAUUAUGUGAUUGUCCUGGUAUUAUAUUUCCUUCAAUUGUUUUUAAUAAACAUGAUUUAAUAAUUAAUGGUGUUUUUUCUAUUGAUCAUUAUAAAGGAGAAUAUACUGAUGUUGUUCAGAUCCUUUGUAAUAUAAUUCCUGACCAGCUAUGUCAAAGAUACAAAAUAAAAAAUUCACUUAUUCGUUCUAUUCAAUUAAAUCAAACUUCAACAUAUAAAUACAUGAAUGCUCGUGAUUUUUUACGUGAGCUUUGUAUUCAUAGAAAAUAUAUAUCUGGUGGUAAAGGUGGAAUACUAAAUUUUAAUUUUGCUACUCGAUUAAUUGUACGAGAUUUUGUAACUGGAAAACUUCUUUACAAUUUUAUGCCAAAUUAUUUGGAAAAAUAUUCUUAUAUUUAUAACAAAGAAAUGCUAUCUCAUGCCAACACUCCGGAUCCCAUACCGGAUAUUGACAGCGGACUUUCCAAGGAAUCGAACCAGUCUGAGGACGUCCUGAUCACUAAGCGGCAAUUUCGGUACAUGAAGAAGCGGGCGAUGAAAGGAAAAAACACGAUAAAAAUAUGA